AAAGCAAAGCAAAGCAAAGCGAUUUGAAGAUGCACUCAUUUCCUGCUACCAUAAAGCAAAAAGGCAAACCCACAACCCUCGGUAUUACCAAAAUCUCCAACCCAGCUUAACUUCACUCGUCCUCUUUCAAAGUGAUCUCCAACUGCACAAGCAAAGUAUCACCCUCGCCAACCUUCUUCACCCGCUCCCUGCUGCAACUCUCACACUAACAUGGCCGAGCUCAAAAUGCUGGUCACCGCCACCAUCUUCCUCUUCACAGUCCUAAUAAUGCCACUGAACUCCGCCACCCUCCACGUCCCGACGUGCCGAUCCUACUGCGGCAACAUCACCGUCGACUACCCCUUCUCACUCCAGCACGGCUGCGGCCACCCGGGAUUCCGGGACCUCCUCUUUUGCAUCAACGACGUCCUCAUGUUCCACAUCUCCUCAGGGUCCUACCGUGUCCUUGACAUCGACUACGCCUACCGUUCCCUCUCCCUCCACGACCCCCACCUGUCCACAUGCGACUCCAUCGUCCUCGGCCGCCGCGGUAACGGCUUCUCUGUCGAGCCCUGGCGCAGCCCCUACCUCUCUGCCUCCCCCGACAAUGUCUUCAUGCUCCUCGGCUGCUCCGCGGUCUCCCCACUCUUCCAGCUUCUCUUCUUUCAGGGCUUUGCUGACCGCCACUUGCCGUGCCGGAAUGUCUCGGGGAUGGGCUGUGAAGAGUACUACGACUGCCCAGCAUGGGACUGGGUCGGCCGGAGAAAGAUCGGGUCAAAGUUCGGGUCAGGCCCGCCGGAGUGCUGUGCGGUCUCGUUUGAGGCGAUCAAGGCCAUCAACUUGACCAAGCUUCAGUGUGAAGGCUAUAGUAGCGCAUACACUCUCGCCCCAUUGAGGGUCAAUGGCCCGCACGAGUGGGCGUAUGGCAUACGCGUGACCUACUCGGUGCAAGGGGGCGACGAGUUUUGUGGAGCGUGCGAGGCCACCGGCGGCACGUGCGGGUACAGCGACGGUGUAGAUGAUCAUAACGAUGAUGGGGUCAAGCAAUUAUGCAUGUGCGGGGGCUCCAAUUCCACCUCCAAUUGCGAUUCAGGUGGGUCAUCAUCAAAUAAAGGAACAUGGUCUCCAAUGAACAUCUUAGCAGGUUUCAUGACGUGUGCAUUAGCCUGGAUAACAUCCCACAAGAACUAAAGAUCGGUACUCACCCGCAGUACGUAAAGGAUGAAUGAGGAUUCUUGACAAUCCUGCUUGCUUGGAAGAGAGAUUUUUGUUUGCCUUUUUUGUUUUGGCUUGAAAGAGAGGUCUUUACGUGUCUAUAACCGUUUAUUACAUCAUCAUGGAACUACACGACAUACAACUCAAACGCGACCAGUCUCCAUCUCGCAUUACAUUAUGCAGAAACAAGAGCAAGAACAAGAACAAGAACAAGAGUCUCAUCUCUGUGUAUGGUGUGACAGCUGGGACAGUGUGGUAAUAGUGAGAGACUUGACUAGAUGAUAUUAAGCUGAGCUGAGUUGUUAGCAAUUGCUCCAGCAUCCAUGAGAAGGGGCUUCAAUUUUCCCGAUUGGUGCA
Molecule: messenger RNA, 1551 nt
Organism: Syzygium oleosum
Lineage: Eukaryota; Viridiplantae; Streptophyta; Magnoliopsida; Myrtales; Myrtaceae
Exons: 4
Coding region: 211-1170 (319 amino acids)
Molecular function (GO): polysaccharide binding
Source: RefSeq, a predicted model, not a curated record